Messenger RNA from Cricetulus griseus (Chinese hamster), 463 nucleotides. The record is from RefSeq and is a predicted model, not a curated record. NCBI's taxonomy places the organism in Eukaryota, Metazoa, Chordata, Mammalia, Rodentia, Cricetidae.
AAAGAAAAAACAAUUGGGAAGCAAGUUGGCAGCCACCACAAGCUCUGGUGUAAAAGUCCCUCGAAAUUUCCAAACGUUGGAAGAGUUGGAAGAAGGACAGAAAGGAGUAGGCGAUGGCACAGUUAGCCUGGGUCUAGAGGACGAUGAGGAAAUGACCCUUACAAAAUGGACAGGGAUAAUAAUUGGGCCUCCAAGAUCAAUUUAUGAAAACCGAAUAUACAGCCUUAAAAUAGAAUGUGGGCCUAAAUACCUGGAAGCGUCCCCAUCUGUAAGAUUUGUAACAAAAGUCAAUAUGAGCUGCGUGAGUAGUUCAAAUGGAGUGGUGGAAGCCACAGCACAGUGGGCAAUGUGACAGAAAUCCCAUAGCAUCAAAGUCAUCCUGAAGGAGCUUCGGCUCUUGAUGAUGUCAAAAGAGAUCCUGAAGCUGCCACAGCCAACAGAACAAGAGUGUUACAGCAAUUAG